UGCCGCGGGGAGACUCGCGUGUGCUUUUUAUUCGCGCUACCACCUUCUCGCUCUGCCUCUUCCGUUCUACCCCUAAGCGCUUGUCGGCUGGUACCCUUGGAAGUUGUGAUUGCCAAAGUGCGCGAGUUGUCGCUUAAUCCUUUACCGUUGUUUUUUUUUUUUUUUGUUCUUUGUAGUAUUUUCGUCCAUUGUACAAGAGAUGAAAUAUCGUUGACGUGACCUGGUGGUGUCGCUGACCUGCAGGUCAAGCCAGCGAAGAAUCGCGGGAUCCAGUGCCGACAUGAAGGAAUCGAGCCGCGAAAUCGGCCUCGCGCAGUUGUGAGUGCGUUGUGGGUGUGUUGAGGUGCUCGAAAAAAAACGGAAGAUAAUCACGGGAAAAGCUGCGUCGCGGAAAUAUGUGGCCCGAUAGGAGGACCAUCGGCCGGCGGACGAGGUGGGACGCGACGGGCGGCUCGCCGCUGUUGCUGUUGCUCAUCGUCGUCCUGGCAGAUAUUUCCGGUACUCUCGGAGAAAUCGACGUGUCCAUAAGAGUCCCGGUGGCCGUGGUCGAGAACUCGACGGUCAAGCUGACUUGCGACUACAAUCUACACUCCAUGCCGCUCUACUCGGUCAAAUGGUACAAGGGUGGCAAGGAAUUCUACAGGUUCCUGCCGAAGGAGUUGCCACCUCAGGUGUCUUUUCUACCGCGCGUCAAGAUCGACAUGAACCUGAGCGACGACCACAGCGUUGUGCUGAACAACAUCGAGGCUAACCAAACGGGAAAGUACAAGUGCGAGGUGUCCACGGAUGCGCCCAAAUUCAUCACCAAACUCGUUUGGAGCUACAUGCACGUCGUCAGAUUGCCGGAGGGUAACGUGACAGUGCGCACGGAGAAGCUGAGAUACGCGUUGGGAGAUACGGUGCGAGCCAACUGCAGCGCACCACCGGCCAAUCCGCCGGCCAACAUCACCUGGACCGUCAAUGGGCAUACGAUAAAUUCGAGCUACAUCAGAAACACGUCGAUGAACUACGACAAUCGCACGAUGGUGACGGCCAAGCUCGAGCUCGAGCUCACGUCCGAGAGCUUCGUCAACGGCAGGCUGCACAUCACCUGUCGCGCCAACGUCUUCCAGCUCUACCGUAACGAGGCGACCGUCGUCGUCGAGGAGGAACGCCCGAGGCUCGCCUCCAUCAGUAUGCCAGGUGGCACGCUACAAUCUACUUUGAACCCCAAUAGAGGCACGGCGAAAAGCAGUACCAAAAGCUGGCUGUUCGCUUUGGCCGUCGUCGUCGUAAUCGCCAAUGCAAGAUAACGUCAGUAAAAAGGAAAAAUCCGGUCAACUUGGAGGGAAAAUUACAAGAAUAUGAUAUCCGAUCGAGGAGGAGAUGGGGUGGGGGAGAAAAAAAGCGUGCGACGAAUCAUUUGCCAAGAUUUUGGAUUCCUCGCGAGCCGAGAAAUCAUACGGGGGAGACAACUAUUAACUACUAUCUGUAUGAGAGUCUAAUUAUGUUCACACGUAGGGUGGAAGAGUGUGAAUUUCGUUGUGUCGGAGGAGAAGGGGCGAAGAGAUAUUUAAAAAGCCAAAGCGUUUCAUCGAAUCAACGUAUCGAGCGUAUGUUAUUUGUGUAAAUAGAUAAUAAUAAUUUAGCGAAAACUGUCUGUACUAAUGGCGAGAGGGAUGGGAGCGCGUAUGCGUUUGGACGCAAAUUUGUAACUCGAACCAUAAAAUAUCCAACUAUACAUGUAUGCAUACAAGUAGACAAAUAAAUAAGAUGUUUGUUCGAAAAAUUGAAAAUCAGGGGGAAAAAAAGAUGUCUCUUUUAGAGCGUAUGGAAGAUAAUAAUGAUGAACGCGAUGAAUAUUUUUUAAUCCUUUUAACUGCAGCUUUUUCCGUUGAUUGUCGAAAAGUCAUCACUGCCUGUGUGAGUUACGUCCUGUCGAGCUCUCAAACUAACAAAGUGUUGUUAUUGUUUCUGACGAAAUAUUGUUUCAAGUGAACGAAAAAAACUA
Messenger RNA from Copidosoma floridanum, 1990 nucleotides. RefSeq lists its product as uncharacterized. The record is from RefSeq and is a predicted model, not a curated record. Lineage: Eukaryota; Metazoa; Arthropoda; Insecta; Hymenoptera; Encyrtidae.